This is a messenger RNA of Geodia barretti, 771 nucleotides long. Lineage: Eukaryota; Metazoa; Porifera; Demospongiae; Tetractinellida; Geodiidae. The record is from the annotation of a GenBank genome assembly.
AUGAGAAUAGCCCGGUAUGAAGCCCACGGAGAUGUUCACUACGGCGUAAUCGACGGCGACAAUGUGGCCGCCAUUGACGGCGAUAUUUUUGGCGAUUACACCGUAACCGACCACGUUCACAAGUUGUCCGACGUCAAGCUGCUGGCCCCGGUUGCCCCCGGCAAGAUAUUGGCCAUGGGGCUCAACUACACCAGCCACAUCGGCGACCGGCCGGCCCCUCCCUAUCCCAUGGUCUUCCACAAGACCCCAACCAGCGUCAUUGGUCCCGAGGACACCAUAGUGCGUCCCAAGGAAGUGGAGCGCCUGGAUGCCGAGGGAGAACUGGUAGCCAUCAUCAAGGACACCUGCAAGAACGUUUCCAAGGAAGACGCCCUGAACCACGUUCUUGGCUAUACCUGCGGCAACGACGUCAGCGCCCGCGACUGGCAGCGCCGCGACCGCAAUGAAAAUAACUCCGACUGGUGGCGGGCCAAGUCGGCUGACACCUUCUCCCCCAUGGGCCCCUGGAUUGAGACUGACCUCGACCCCCACGCCCAGCACCUGCGCACCCGGGUCAACGGCACCGAGGAACAGAACGAGUCGACCGCGCACCUGAUUUUCGACGUGCCGACGAUGAUUGAGUUCAUCUCCCGCUACGUCACCCUGGAAGCCGGCGACUGCAUCUACACCGGCACGCCGGGCACCACCAGCAACAUGGACGACGGCGCCAUCUGCGAAAUCGACAUCGACGGCGUCGGCAUCCUCCGCAACUCGGUAAAGCUGGAAAGCUAG